Molecule: messenger RNA, 1636 nt
Organism: Racocetra fulgida
Lineage: Eukaryota; Fungi; Glomeromycota; Glomeromycetes; Diversisporales; Gigasporaceae
Source: the annotation of a GenBank genome assembly
AUGGUUUAUUUAGUGAUAAAAGAACUUUCAACCAUCGCUGAGGAUGUAAUUAUGGUUACUAGUAGCCUUAUGAAAGACAUGCAACCGAAAUCCGAUGUUAUUUAUCGUGCAAAUGCUAUUAGAGCCCUAUGUAAAAUCACUGAUGCAUCAAUGCUUCCAAGUGUCGAACGUUUUCUCAAAGCGGCCAUUGUCGACAAAACUCCAUCUAUUUCUUCUGCCGCUAUCGUGUCUAGUUAUCAUUUGUUUCCCGCCGGAAAAGAUGUAAUUAAAAGAUGGGCCAACGAAGUUCACGAAGCUAUUAAUUCUAAGCCUUCUUCGCUUGUUGGGACUGCCUCUUCAUAUUUAACGUCUUUCUCGACAAGUAGUUCUUCAUAUAGUACACCCCCUUCCACCAGUAAUAUUAAUCAAUAUCACGCAUUAGGUCUUUUAUAUUUAAUUCGUCAACAUGAUCGUAUGGCUGUAACAAAGUUGAUACAACAGUUAGCUGGAAGUAAUAGGGGUGGCUUUGGUUCCUCUAGUGGGGUUUUACGUAAUACUUUUGCAUAUUGUUUAUUAAUUCGGUUUGCAGCAAAGAUUUUAGAUGAAGAUCCUAAGCAACCAAUGUAUGAUCUUUUGGAAGGAUGGUUGAGACAUAAAAGUGAUAUUGUCAAUUUCGAAGCGGCAAAAGCAAUAUGUAACAUUAAGGAUGUGACAAGCAAAGAAUUAUAUCCGGCUAUCAAUGUGCUCCAACUAUUCCUCUCAUCACCUAGAUUUACAUUACGAUUUGCAGCUAUUCGUACCCUUAAUAAAUUGGCUAUGACCCAUCCUACAGCAGUCCAACCUUGUAAUUUAGAUAUGGAAAAUCUAAUAACAGAUCAAAAUAGAACUAGCGUCGAUCGUUUAAUGAAACAAAUUACUGGGUUCAUGUCGGAAAUUUCUGAUGAAUUCAAAGUCAUUGUUGUUGAUGCGAUCCGUUCUUUAUGCCUAAAAUUCCCCACGAAACAAGCCGUAAUGCUUAGCUUUUUAAGUGGGGUAUUGAGAGACGAAGGAGGAUAUGAAUUUAAACGUGCAGUAGUUGAGGCAAUAUUUGACUUGGUCAAGUUCAUACCUGAAUCUAAGGAAGCUGAAGAUUGUGAAUUCACAAAGCUUUCUGUACGCGUUUUACACCUUCUUGGAGUUGAAGGACCAAAGACUGCUACUCCUACAAAAUAUAUCCGCUACAUUUAUAAUCGUGUUAUCUUGGAAAACUCUAUUGUUAGAGCUGCGGCAGUGAGUGCUCUUGCUAAAUUUGGUGUCAAUGUAGAUGACCCCGAGGUCAAAAAGAUUCGAGAUAGAGCAACUUUAUAUUUGAAACUUUUAGAUGAUGAUGAUAACGCCGAAAAAUAUCUUAAAGAUGCUGAAGCUGAGAAUUCACGACCUCGAAGCUUUGACCUGACUACACAGACCAUUGGAGUUUCUUCUCCAGCUGUUAUUGGAGUCAUUCCGGCUACUACUUCUACAACAAGUAGGGAUGCAACACCCACCCCUGGAAUAGACCAGCAGCAAAUCUAUGCUCAACAAUUGGAGAAAAUUCCCGAAAUUGCAGCAUUUGGAACUUUGUUCAAAAGUAGUACCAAACCAGUUGACCUUACAGAAAGUGAGACAGAAUAUGUUGUUA